AUGACGCUUCAUGACAUUCUUUCUCCUAACCGGAAGAUCUAUGAGUCGCGUACAGCGAGCUCGUAUCUUUCGAGCAGGUUGAUCACCCACAAUGGAGUCACCGUUGCCAUCGCCCUCGGAAGAAGAGAGGACCGCUCUCUCUUUUUCGACUACUCAGUUCUCGACAUGAACGCGGCGGACGCAGAUCCCGCAUCAAAGGCCAAAAACAAGGCCGAUCUGUCAGACCAGCUCGAUUCUCAGUGCUGGCUUGAACAGGCGAAGCCGCUAUCGUUUCCUUCCGAGGUUCGCGUAGCCAGCGAAGAGGCUGUCCCGGUUUACGAGAUUCCCGGGGUCGACCGCACCAACUCACGUGUGAGCGUCGACCAGCCGGAGAAGAGAUGCCCGUGGAAGUCAACCACAGUGAACCUUAUGGACAGAGACGUUACUCACUUUGAGGUCCUCUCCAACGGCAGGUACAUAUAUCUCUUCCGUCAGGGGCAGGCGGCAUCGUCCGCGUGGGCCAACAGCUUUAUGACCGCUGACGGCGAUGGCGUCCCUCCGGUUGAUGGCAACCUUCUUUGCGAUCGGUUCUCGCUCGUCGGCACCAAUCUGAGCCCGGCUCUGGAGGCCCGUUACCGUCGCAGUCGUCAAAAACGUAUUCCGCUAAACGACCAGGACACUCUGGGCAUUCGGGACAUCAAUGACAAGACCUUCUACGAGCCCACGUACUCUCUAAAGUUCAUACGAAAUCUCGUUGGUGGACGCUUUUGCGUCUUGAGGGCACCGACCAUGACGAACGACAUCUAUCGCUGGAUGUUCUUCGCCUACUCCAGCUGCUCGCGUCAGAUUGAAUACACCUCAACUGAUGUGACGAGCGAUGGUCUAUUCGACCUUCAUGGCCAGGUCUACUACACAUGCGAUAAGACUCACCUUCCGACAUUUACCAACGCACCGGGUUCGUGUGUUGCUCUGACGGAGGCCGGCACUGUUUGCGGCAAGCCCAAGAUUCCUAUCGUACCGAAGUGUCCCAAAUCGACGCGGUCUUUGCAGACGGCGUCCGAUGUCUCGCUCAGGCUUCAGCAACCGAUCAACUUCUCCGACGCCAAGUUCGAGGCUGGCUUCACGCUGGAGGCCUGGAUACGUCCCAAGGCUUUCUGGGAUCCGAACGCUGGUCAGUCUUCCACCAAGAACGAUUCCGCCAAGAAGGACGAGGUGAAGAAGGACGAAGGAAAAAAAGACGAGGGGAAGAAAGCCACAGAGCCUUCGAUUUCACUGCCUCCUUCAGGAUCCCUGUUCUGCAUUUUCUCUCCAUCUCAAGGAAGUGGGAUGGCAGUAUACCUCAAUGACAAACUUAAGCUUGUCCUCAGCCAAUCCGGCAGUUCAGAAGUGCUGGCGACAUCUGACGCUGCGCUGAAAGCCAACGCCUGGAACCAUGUUGCGAUUACGUACAGAGGAACCGAUUCUCGCAAUUACACGCUUGUUGUAGACGGCGAGACAGCGGAGACUUCUGGAACACAAAAGCCAUCCGACAUGUACACUCUGCCUCAGUCCUCCCUUCCUGGGACUCUGGCUGGCCUCGACUCCGAGGAGGGCAAGCCUGGGAGUUCUUUCAUUGGUGCCAUUGACGAAGUCCGACUCUGGAGCCAACCCUUCCACCCCGGCACCAUCAGAUCGAGGAUGCACACUCGUGCUACCGGAAUAGAGCCGUUCCUAGAAGCCUGUUGGCACUUCGACGAGGGGGCCGGGGGUCUCGUUUUCGACUGUACCUCUAAGAACCACACGAUCAACGUCACUCAAGCUGACGGGUCAGAACCGAGGCCGAACCUGUGGGAGGCUGCUGCUGCACCCCUGAUAGAAGGUCGAGGCCUUACUCGCAGACAGUUUCGCCUCCCCACAGGUGUCACUGUCUGUGGCGGUAUCGGAACCACCAUCUAUAACGAGCAAGUCACCAUGUCUGAGGCCAAGCCUGAGGAUCCGGAAACGAAGCCAAAGGCGGAGCCACCCAAGCAGAUGAAACGCGGUGCUCGCGUGUUGCUGUGCUUCGUGGCCAAGACCUCUGAGCGCCAACAGAGGCUUGCAGUUCUCGAUUUUGGAUUGCUUUCCAACGGCCUUCUUUGUGAUACUCCCGUAUCACUGCCUCUUCCCGUUAUAAGGCUCUCUCCAAGUGCGCGAGCUUCAACAGAACUCGUCUACGUCGACGCUCAGGGAGUGGAAGUGUUCGGCGGGCUUCUAUUAGAAGACAAGGUGCGGUGUAGCUCUGAAGCACCCUGCGCUUUCGAGUCCGCCACAGGGACAGUUACUGUCUUCUUUCAGAGCGAGGACAAGCUUUUCUCAGCUCUCUAUUACGAUAUCUCGCGCUCCGUCGUCGUGGCUUCCACCUCCGCCCUCGUGGGGCAUGACGGUCUCCUGGCGAGGAGCAAGUUGCGUAAAGCGAAGACCCUUACGAUUAAGACGGAUAUUAGCUCAAACGCACCCAAGAGCUUGGCUAUAAACCUUAUCUUGACAGCCAACAUGGCUGAUGGAUCGAAGGUGGUUGAGACGUGGAAAAAUGUGCCAUCUCAAUUCAGCAAACUCCUUCCUUUGAUCAACGGGACGAGACUUAAGGACAACAAGAACAAAACUUCUCUUGGGACGGCCGAGGCCAAUUCACUGGCACAGGAUACCAGAAGCACGUUUCUCGACAUAUCUUGCUGUAUCAUCAAGCUGGUUCAACCACUUGAGAUAUCCAUUCCAGCUGGAUCUCGAAUCAUGAUAGAAGCUAGUCGCCGAUAUCUCGUUCUGCGAGACGGAAAGCUUGGGGAUGUGACCCUUACUGCAUCUCCGUAUAUGGCCCCUACUCUUGAAACGAAGCUGGAAAGUCUAGUCGUCUGCAUAUUGGAGUAUGAUUUCGAUGUGUCCGUCAGCUGCCAAGGCAAAGCUGCCGGGGACUUCGCUUCGGGAUCGACCUUGGUCGAGUUGAUACCGGGUGCCGAUACGAGCCAACUUGACGGGUGCUUCGAGGCCCCUGUCGAAAGUUCCAUCACCGGAGAUGGGAAGAGCCCCUACUUUUCCUCGUCGCCGGGAUCUACUGCGUUGAAGCUCGGAGGCGACGACGUCUUGACGAUGCUCAGCAACCCCUCCAAGACUGCCCCGUGUUCUGGAAUGACCUUUGAGAGCUGGAUCAAGGUAGAAGAAGCCGCUCGGAACUCCAUCGCUAUUGCGUAUAAGUCCACGCAUUUACCGCGGACCGAAGGAGGCCCCGAAGAACAUCAAAAACUUGUCCUCGGUGUGCCUGCUGUUACCGACCAGCUCACCCUCGUGGGCAACAUCAACGGCUGCAAAUUCUCCCUCAGUCCACAUGCCGAGCUAGAGUGGGACACAUGGGCUCAUAUGGCAUGCUCGGUGCGUCAUACUUUUGCUCUGAAGCUCACAGGGACAGAGUACGUGGAUUUGGGCGAUGCUCAAGAAUUCAAUGUGUCGGAUUUCACGCUUGCCUUCACGUUGAAGCUCGACAAGAUUGGCCCAGAGGAGCAGAUCCUCUUUUCCAAGGCGGACUCCGCAACCGACAAGAAGACACCUUUAUGCCUUAAGGUCACUUCGGAAGGUCGGCUUCGAUUGGAGUACCUGGCCGAGGAUGAGAAUGGGGGCACGUGGUCGGAGACUUCCUUCGAAUCGCGUUCUGGGACUCUCCAGGCUGGAGUCGCCUAUAAGAUAUUUGUCUCGCGAAAACUAGACUAUGCGAACAAGCCGGACCCAUCUUCAAAAAAGGUGACGAACACGCCGUCAGUAAGCAAGUCGAACGAAUCAAAAGGAAAAGCGACGGAUUCAAGCGAGUACAAAGCACUCAGACCGUGCCAACUUGUCACGAUGCGUGUUUGGGACGCCGAUGGAGGAUUGCCUAUCAAAGAGACACCACGAACAGUUGCGGAGAUCACCAAGACAGUAAACGGUUGGGAGGGCAAGAUCCCAUUCUUGGAUUUAAACCCCGAAAUACAUGGCCAAGCCCAGAGCAACGAUUCGCCCCUGUAUUUCGGCGGUGCUCCUUGGGCUGGAGGAAAGGGACUCUGCGGCUCGAUCGGCUCGAUAUUGCUCUACUCCGCCGCCACUGCCGUAGCAGACGUUGCCACAAGCUUGUGCUCAACGUCGGCAUCCGAAAGGUCACUUCUCGGAUGGUGGUCAUUCCGCAAUGUCAGCGGCUCCUCCAUCGUUGAUGAGCUCGGCCGCAAUCACGGCAAGCUCAAGGGACAAGCGGCAUGGGUACCGUCGCCGUUUGAAGCAGACAACCAACUCCGCAUUUUUGUGAACGGCGUACCGGUUGACGUAAAUCGUUCAGGUCAAGUGCCAGACUUGCUGAAAGAUGAACCAGUGGGCACUCAUCAGCUGACACUGGGCAACAUCAUGCUCGGUGACGACACAACACGAUACCUCGGCGAAGCCAACAACUUCCGCGGGAAGCUUGACGAGCUACGAAUAUGGUCGACACCACGGACCAGAGAGAACAUCUGCGACUCGAUGCACACGCGCUUGCCCAAUGUUCCAUCUGAUAUGGCGGUUUACUUAUCGUUCGAUAACCAGGACUCAGUCAUUCGGCUUCCAGGUGUCUCGGAGAGCGGCGAGUCAGCAAUCCUCAUAGAUGAUUCCAUCAACUGCUGGCAUCUGACGGCACUCCACGGAGGUUCUCCCAAGAAGGUCCCUUCCAGUGCUCCCAUCGGAUAUGACGCGCCAUGCGUAACACACGUCUUGAGCUCUGCAGUCCAGGCUCACGGGGGCGAACCCCUAUUGAUUAAAAGCCGUCCUUCCGUUUCUGAGUAUGGGGACAUGCAGAUUGGUGCCAGUGGAUCUAUGGAAGGCAGCUACAAACGAGCUUACACCUAUAUCAACGAAGGCGACUGGUCUCUUGUCACUGGCUUCCGCCUUGGCUCACUUCUCACGGAAUGGGUCAGUCAAGUUCAAACAGCGCCCACGCUCAUCGGCUAUAUCGAAGGUGCGCCGCCACUUCCUGCCGACAGCUUUACAGACCCAAACAAGAGCCCCUCCACCUCCGUUCGAUUUUCUCAAGCCAAGCGCUGCACGUACUCCUACAGUUCGGGCUCCGAUAGUGGCCAAGGUGUAGAAACAACCGCCACAUAUGGCGGGGGAUUGGAAUGGAAGGUCAGUGUUGGCGUGGGCGUCCAGACGAGCGCCGGCAAGGCCGAAACCGAUGACAGUCUCAAGCGAUCCAUCAACAUCUCCAACAGUAACGUCCGAAACGAGGUCUCGACAUCCACAACCAACGCCAACAUGGAAAUGCGAGUUGAGCUCACCGGAGCCUGGGACACCGACCCAAAACAACCCAGCAGCAAGAUAUUCGCGGCCGCUAAUACAGGCCUGGCUCUCGUUGAAAGCGAAGUAGCCGACGUCUUCGCGCUCCGUCUGCAAACUCGCGCGCCCAUGGCACCCCUCGUUGCAUACCAGAUACGACCCAACCCGGACAUCCCCAAAGACCGCAAUCUUGUUUCCUUCGAGUUGAACAAAAUGUACACCAAGCAAGGCUGCCUUGAUGGGCGGCGCGGCCUCGGAAAUGAUGUCGACUACCCUUCCACGUCAACUAGCGCGCCUAAGGACGCUUCUUACUUCAAGCCCGCCGAAGCCUACGCUCUCAAAGACCGAAUCCGGCGUGCGGAGGAGCAGCGUGACGGCGAGUACGAGCGCUACAAUCUGGAAUACACAGACCUCAUCAAGCACAAUCUAUUCGGUCGAUCGCUGCCCCGGCGAGUAUCCCGGAGCAUUUGCAAUUCGUAUGUGUGGACCGCCGAUGGUGGAACGUACCAAGAAACCAACUCUACACUGGACAUGGUGCGAAGCGAGGUAGGCGUCAGUCUUGACGCACUCAAGAGCGACGGCGUGGAACUAUCUGAGAAGAUAACGGCUGGCGUGGCUAUGCAAUACGGCGGCCUGGAUGCCAUGGCCAGUUUGCACUACAACUUCAACAUGACGAAGGACAAAGAAGCGGAGGAGGGGUUCGAGCUGAAGGCGGACCUCCCGCCAGCCGUAGACCUUCGGGUUCGCGAUGAAAACACCAAAAUAGUCUCCAAGACUCCCGGCGCGGUGGACUGCUACCGCUGGAUGAGUUUCUGGCUUGAGCCCAGCGUUGAGGCGACGGACGUUUUCUUCAAACAGGUCCUCAAUCCUGUAUGGCUCGAAGGGUCUCCUGAGCCUAACGCAGCGCUUCUCCGGUCUCUUCGCGAGAAUCUUUCCACGAAGACCGGCGACACCCGCACCAAGGCCUGGCGGGUGCUGCACCGCUGCACGUACCUCAGUCGUGUUCCAGAGCCCAUCAAGAGCCGGCCCGCCGAGACCGCGCCUGCGGAGGAAGCGCCGAAGAAGUCGUCUAUGCUCGCGGAUUUGUCGUGUAACUGGAUGACUGAGUUCUACCACAGCAGCAGCGCCUUCGUGAACGGGCAGAUCGUCUACAAUCUCUUCAGCCAGACGAAUCGUGAGAAACACAAGAAACUGAGACAGCCGAUUGAGAAGUAUUACUCCCCAUCUAGCGUCGUGUCUUUGGAACGGAACAUCGACAAUGUCAUCGAAAUGCUCUGUCGUCAGCUUGAGACAAGGUUCAUGGAGGGUCCAAAUUCUGAGGAAGCGGUCGUCGAUCUGGACGCUUGGGAUCUUAUCGGCUCUGUCACCUUUUCGCAGCCCUUCGGAUACCUUGACACGGGGUACGACUUUGACAAUACACUCGCCAAUGCCGAGAAGGCUUUGGAUUACUUCGUCACGGUCGGCGCCGCACCGUUCCUAGACCGUCUUCUGGACAAAAACCCCCUUUUCCGCAUCGGCCCGCCGGGUUUCAACAACAUCACUGGUGUCACGGUCGGGCAUUUCCACGAAAGACUGGAAGGGGCCCACGGCGAUCUUUAUGACCCCAACCACCCGGACUUCCUAGAUAAGUUUCUUGAGGCCCAAAAGUCCGACCCGGAGGGCGUCGACGACGUCCAGAUUAUCUCCUGGCUCAUGGUCAACAUGGUCGCUGGCGCAGACACGACUGCGAUCGCGAUCCGGAGCUCGCUCUACUUCUCCCUGAAAGACCCCCGCGUGUGGCGGAGGUUGACGGACGAGGUUCUCCAGCGCAACUUCGAUAUCACACCACCAGCUUACAAGGACGCGAUCGCUCUGCCAUACCUCGAUGCGGUUGUCCGCGAGGCUCUUCGUGUGUUGCCUGGUGUCAGCAUGACGAUGGAGCGUUACGUGCCGUCCGGCGGCAUAACGCUUCCUUCGGGUGACUACGUCCCUGAGGGUUACGUCGUGGGGAUGAAUCCCUACAUUACGAAUCGCAUUCCUGCCGUUUACGGUCAGGACGCUGAUGAGUUUCGUCCUGAAAGGUGGCUGCGCGAUGAGCAGGCUGGAGAGACCGAAGAGGAAUAUGGAGUGCGACUGAAGAUUAUGAAGGCCUACGAUCUCACUUUCGGUGGCGGACGCCGUAGCUGUAUCGGCAAGCACAUGGCGUUGACUCAGGUGUACAAAGUUCUCCCUACGUUGAUCUCUCGCUAUGAGAUUGAGUUGGUCGACAAAGAUGCGAAUUGGAAGGUCACGAACAGUUGGUUCCCUCGCCAGGAAGGCCUGAGGGUGAACAUCAGGAGACGACUUUGA
Colletotrichum karsti is the source of this 7587-nucleotide messenger RNA. RefSeq lists its product as uncharacterized. NCBI's taxonomy places the organism in Eukaryota, Fungi, Ascomycota, Sordariomycetes, Glomerellales, Glomerellaceae. Gene Ontology annotation, molecular function: oxidoreductase activity, acting on paired donors, with incorporation or reduction of molecular oxygen; heme binding; monooxygenase activity. The coding region runs from base 1 to 7587 and encodes 2528 amino acids. The record is from RefSeq and is a predicted model, not a curated record. The transcript is spliced from 5 exons.